UUGACAACAAAAAAGUGAAAUGAUUAAAUUAAAUUAAAAUAAAAUAAACUGACCAACGGGAAAUACUCCUCGAGCUUUUACAAGACGGCAAAGAUAGCAGUAGCAACUGAUUUUUAUUUGGUUUUUAUUGUUUUUAAUAUUCAUCGAUAAUUCAAUGCUCUUCUAUUGUGAGAUUUCUGACUUAAUUUUACGAAGACCGAAGGGUGGAGAGCAAAAUUCACCUCUGUACUAAGCUACAUUGUUGUCUAGUUUUCAAUUUUAUGUAUUGAUAUAUUCCUCACGCGACUUUUUCGUCGUUACUGUGAAUUAAUAGGUGAAACUAAGUACCUAUUUCACUAAAAUGGGUUUAUUGACUGAUCCAUCGGUUGGUCAUGGUGCUUUGACAAGCAUAUUUGUACGACAUCACAAUCGUUUUUGUAUAUUGAUGUAUAUUGUAUCUGGGGUUCUGUUCUGUAUGCUGGCACACUACAGUCUAAACUCACAAACAUAUUUUUCUGAAAAUGCCCUUCUUCCUGGAUUGGUAAAAGGUCAGUUGAACGACAAUACUGGAUCAUCGUUUAGAGAUCAUUUUAGAGAACUUAAUGCCGAAGCAAAAUAUUAUGAAACUGAAACACCUCAUUCAUACUUGAUCUCAAAGUUUAAAAAUUUACGGCUUGAAACUUACUCUCAUAAUUUUACUUUAAAUUAUCCUUUAAAAAAGAAUACAAAAUACACUGGACGCAAUGUAUAUGGUAUUCUUCGAGCACCUAGGAGUGCUAGUAUAGAAUCAAUAGUUUUAAGUGUGCCAUAUCGAGCUCCAUCAAGUGUUUUUCCCAGUACUCUACCUGGUCUUGCUGUUAUGUUUCAAAUUGCUCAGUUCUUUCGCCAACAAAUUUAUUGGGCAAAGGAUAUUAUAUUUUUGGUCACUGAACAUGAACAAUUGGGAAUGCAAGCAUGGUUAGAGGCAUAUCAUGGAGCUUCAUGUGGUUCACUUGGUGUGUUAGACUCUGGAAAAUUAAGUGGCCGCGCAGGUGCUAUUCAAGCUGCUAUUAAUUUGGAAAUUCACUCUGAUAAAAUUGAUCACAUUGACAUUAAAUUGUCUGGAUUAAAUGGCCAAUUGCCCAAUUUAGAUUUGGUAAAUUUGGCUCAUAGAUUAUGCAACAAAGAAUCUGUUAGACAUACAUUUAACAAUGUUGAUGGUGGAGCUAUUGGUCGUAAUAAAGUCAAUUCUUAUUACACAAAUUUGAGUACAAUGUUGUCAAUGGUAAUGACUCAAGCUACCGGAGUGCCUGAUGGAAACCAUGGUCUUUUUCAUAGGUUUGGUAUUGAAGCAAUAACUCUAGAAGGAUAUGAAAAAGAAGGACGAGGCAUUUAUUCCAGUGUAUUACAAGUUGGAAGGGUUAUUGAAGGCAUGUUUCGUAGCUUGAAUAAUUUACUUGAAAGAUUUCAUCAAUCAUUUUUUUUUUAUCUAUUACCUUCUACUGAUAGAUACGUUUCAAUUGGUUUGUACAUGCCUUGUUUGGUAUUACUUGUCGGUGCUUUAUUUUUGAAAGCUUUCUCAACUUGGAUUCAACAUUCUUCUGAACACAAACCGGGUGACUCGUCAGCACAAGUUACUAUACCUGAACACUUAAAUGUUGGAAUGGUCAGUGUAAUUACUUUGGGUUCUCAUGUCAUAGGUUUGUUGUUAUUACCAAAUUUAGCACCAGCAUAUUUUACACAUUUUUGGAACCAUAUACCAACACACCGUGCAUUAUUAAUGGGUUAUGGUUCAAUAUCUCUAACCAUUGUUUGUCUUCUACCAAUAAUAAUGAAAAAAUGUCUAAAUUCUUUCAAAUCUUCAAAUUGGGUAUUGUUACAUGUAAUUUGUUUAUUAGAACUUGGAAUUGGUUUAUUAUGUGUUUCUAUGCAUAAUUUUUCGCUUGGAUAUUUAACUGCUCUUGUGUAUGUUCUACCUGCAGUUUGCACUAAAUCUAUGCAAAACAGUAUAAUAGUAAAAUUCCUUUGGUUGCUUGUGCAUCCUAUGUGCUCACUGUUUUGGAUCACUGCAUACAUCACUUACACUGCAUAUCCUGAACUGCCGAUUACUGAUUAUUUGACCAAAGUACUAGAGGCAUCAGGCCAAUGGAUGGUAUUAUCAACAGUAGACAAUAUGAUUUAUGGUAAUUGGGCGUUUACAGUUGGUGUGCUGUUAUUGUUGCCUGUUUGGACAGCAUUUUGGUGUCUAAUGUUCCUUCCAACAGUUGUUUCAAAAAAAACAAAGACGGAAUGA
This is a messenger RNA of Melanaphis sacchari, 2251 nucleotides long. It is a transcript of the gene GAA1, whose product is annotated as glycosylphosphatidylinositol anchor attachment 1 protein. Bases 341 to 2251 code for a protein of 636 amino acids. The transcript has 13 exons. The record is from RefSeq and is a predicted model, not a curated record. NCBI's taxonomy places the organism in Eukaryota, Metazoa, Arthropoda, Insecta, Hemiptera, Aphididae. Gene Ontology annotation, cellular component: membrane; GPI-anchor transamidase complex. Gene Ontology annotation, biological process: attachment of GPI anchor to protein.